Messenger RNA from Chenopodium quinoa (quinoa), 522 nucleotides. RefSeq lists its product as uncharacterized. NCBI's taxonomy places the organism in Eukaryota, Viridiplantae, Streptophyta, Magnoliopsida, Caryophyllales, Amaranthaceae. The record is from RefSeq and is a predicted model, not a curated record. Bases 1 to 522 code for a protein of 173 amino acids. The transcript has a single exon.
AUGUGGAAGGCAAAGAAUUUAAAAAGCAUUCCAAAGCAAUAUAUCUUAGAUCGUUGGACAAUAAAUGCUACUCAGAAACCAGUGUUAGAUAUAAGUUGUUUAGACACCGAAGAUGAUAGGCGGGUGGUUAUAAAUGAAAUGUGGUCGGAGAUAUUUUCUUGUGUGAGUUGGGUUAAAGGUCAUGAGGAGGACUUUAUUAAGAAUAUUCGAGAGUUCAAGAAUAAAAUUGAAGCGACAAAAAAUGUUACUUUGGAAGAUACUCAGAAUGUAAGAUCUAGUGAACAUGAUAUUGAGAUGUUAAUAGGAUGUAGCAUUCCUGAUGAAAUACUUGUUCAGCCUCCUAAAGUGUCGAAGAAUAAAGGUACAGGUGUUCACGAUGGCUCUGGAACUAGUGGGUCUAAAAGAUUAAAGGGUGCCAAAGAAAUAGCGGUUGAACAAUCUAAAAAGAAAACGAAGAGGAAAUGCAGUGGCUGUGGCGAGCUAGCAUAUCAUGAUAUUCGGAAUUGUCCUCACAAAGCAUGA